UUUCCAUCUCAUCCCACCCCACCCCACCACCCACACCAAAGCAAAGCAAAGCAGAGCAGAGCAGAGCCCUCCCAUCUCUUUCCCUCUUUCUUCCUCUGAUCUCCAAAGCGAUCGAAGGUGAUCGAUCGACGACACAACGACCCCAGACAGACACAACCAGAUCAUGGCGGUGGAGCCCGACAGCGGCAGCCGGGCGGUCGUCCAGCCCGCCGCUGCGGCCCGCGGCGGCGGCGGUAGCAUGGAGCCCGGGCUCGGGAAGCGCCUCAUGACGGUGCUCCGCGCCGUCUACCACAUGCUGCGCCGGGGCCUCUGCCGCAAGCGCCUCAUGAUGGACCUCCACCUCCUGCUCGGCAGGGGCAAGCUCGCCGGCAAGGCGCUCCGCGACCUCCUCGCCGCCGCGCACCACUCCCACUCCCACCACCACAACCACAUGGUCGUCCCGUCCUCCUCCACGUCCCGCGCCGGCCGCCGGGCUCCAUCAUCAGCCUCCGCGCUCCCCGCCACCGCCACCGCCACCCCGGGCGGCCUCUCGUUCGUCGGCCCGUACGACCCCCGGGACGUCGAGUUCAGCUGCACCACCACGCCGUCCUACUCCUUCGGCCACGGCGCCGCCGGUCACCUGGCCCCGGCACGUGCGCUGUUCCCCUUCAAGAUCCGCGGCCGCGGCAGCAGCGCCGCCCGGGCCGGGUGCGACGGGCUCGACUUCGCGCAGGUGGCGCGCGCGCUCGAGAAGAUGCACGCCGACGACGAGGCCUCCGCCGGAUCCGGCGCUGACGACCAGGCGGCGUCGCCGUCGCCGUCGGUCGCGGGGGCCACGCCGUCGCCUAUGCUGGCGCUCAGCCUCGGCCGCAGCCCCGCCGGGGCCCGCCGCCUGCGCGUCACCGACUCGCCCUUCCCCGUCGACCCACCGGAGGGCCUCGACGCCCGCGCCGACUCCACCUUCGACGCCUUCAUCAGCAAGUUCUACGAGACCCUCCGCCUGCAGCAGGCCGACGCCACCCCCGACAACCGCGCGCGCCGCCGCGGCUAGCUGGCUGGCUGGCCAGCACGUACCGACGACGAACGCCUGGCUGCCGCGCCGUGCAUGGGCGCGGAUUCCCAAGCACGGGGGGACCUAUAUAAAUAAUAUAUACUCCUGCUACUGUCAAUCACUGUCAUGCGGGCCCGGGAGUUUUACUGCUGGCCUGCAUGUGUAAUUUCUUCUUCUUUUUUUUUUUUACUUUCCUCGUCCGUGAUAAUCGAUCUCGAAUAUAUAGGGUCGGUCGGUGAGGAGACGAGAUCAUCAGUUGAGAUAAAAACAAGGGAGGGCUACCUAUAUGGCUGAUGCUGCAGCAGCAUAGCUAGCCCAAACCUGUGUGUAUCUGUCAAUGUCAUAUACUAUCUGUCUUGAUAUGCAUAUGAUCAGAUGAAAUGGUAUAAAAGUUUUGAACAUUUCAGUCAA
Molecule: messenger RNA, 1441 nt
Organism: Sorghum bicolor (sorghum)
Lineage: Eukaryota; Viridiplantae; Streptophyta; Magnoliopsida; Poales; Poaceae
Exons: 2
Coding region: 164-1030 (288 amino acids)
Source: RefSeq, a predicted model, not a curated record